Messenger RNA from Diachasmimorpha longicaudata, 6971 nucleotides. It is a transcript of the gene Eps-15, whose product is annotated as epidermal growth factor receptor substrate 15-like 1. Bases 626 to 3748 code for a protein of 1040 amino acids. Gene Ontology annotation, cellular component: cytoplasm; plasma membrane; clathrin coat of coated pit. The record is from RefSeq and is a predicted model, not a curated record. The transcript has 11 exons. NCBI's taxonomy places the organism in Eukaryota, Metazoa, Arthropoda, Insecta, Hymenoptera, Braconidae. Gene Ontology annotation, molecular function: calcium ion binding; cadherin binding. Gene Ontology annotation, biological process: endocytosis; endosomal transport.
AACGACGAUAAACGACGCAAAUCCGUAACUUGCAAGCACUCGCCAAAAACGCGAAGUUGUAACGGCCGAUGGCCAGUGGCACGAGUUGACGACAAAAAAUCCCGCAGGGCAUAGAAUUGUGAAAGUCGUUCCCAGUGUGUUUCCCUUAGAUUUUAUUUUCAAUUAUUUUCGCAGAUAAAAAAAAGUGCAAAAAUCUAUCUCCAUUAAUUUUGUCAGAAUCCCCAUUAUCAGCAAUCAUCGAUUUUACGGCGUUUUGCCUUCGCCAUAGCACUGUUUUCUCAAUCAUAAUUUGCUAAUAAAAUCACUCCCGGACAUAUUGUUGAAGUGUACAAGUGUCGAGUGGAAUUAAUGAACCCGUCAAAUGCAACAUCGACCAAUAAAAACGUUCAAGUGCUCCUUGACUGAUUAUAAUUAAGACAUGCGUGAGGUAUUGAGUGUCUUCUGUGGAGAAAAAUCAUAAAUAUUUUCAUCUGUAAAGCACGAUAAUAGAAAAUUUUCCCAGCAGUGAAUAUUAUCAGCUGUUGGUGGUGGUACUGUCAAGAAAUGUGGCACAAAAUUUUUAGAAACAACUACUAGUACUAUCGAUUUAAACGUCCGAUUGGUUAAGCCAGUAGUCCAUGCAAGUAUGGCUGCCCUGCCGUCACCGACGCAGGUGGCUGGAAGCCAUGUCGCCAUUUAUGAAGCAUAUUACCAUCAGGUGGAUCCGAAUAACUGUGGGAGGAUUGCAGCCAUGGAUGCGGCUCGGUUUCUCAAGAAAUCCCAGCUGAGUGAUACCAUCCUCAGUGACAUCUGGGACAUGGCGGAUCCCCAGUCCCGUGGCUUUCUCGACAAAUCUGGCAUGUUCGUUGCUCUUAAAUUAUGUGCCUUUGCUCAGGCUGGACAUGAGCUAAAUAUCACCAAUCUAAACGUCGAUGUACCACCACCGAAAAUGGGUGAAAUACCAGUGAUACCGAAAAAGAGUCCAGCUAUACCACCUCCACCAGUAAUAAGUUCAAUUACCAAUGGCGAUUGGGCGAUAAAGCCCGCUGAGAGGAUCAAAUACGAUCGUUUGUUCGAUAGUCUUCAGCCAGCUAAUGGUUACAUACCUGGAAAUAAAGUUAAGGGAGUACUUAUGGAUAGUAAACUGCCCUUUGAUACACUAGCAAAAAUCUGGAAUCUCGCUGAUAUGGAUAAGGACGGAAUGUUGGAUAGACAUGAGUUUGUUGUGGCAAUGCAUCUGGUGUACAAGGCACUGGAGAAAUACGCAAUCCCAAGUGUCUUACCACCAGAACUGAUGCCUCCUGGCAAGAGAAAAGACACUCUCGUUAUGAAUUCAACAUCGCCAAUACCACCGGCCAUUCCACCUUUACCAGUAGCUGCUGCUGUUAAUAAUUUAGUUGGCUUGGAAACUAUCCAGCCGAUGGCACCGCAGCAACCACCCCAGCCGCAAAUGCAGUGGGUAGUCACACUAGAAGACCAAGCAGCAGCUGAUAAACUCUUCCUCCAAGCUGAUAUGGAUAUGGAUGGUUUCGUAUCUGGUGGUGAAAUCAAGGACGUCUUUCUACAGAGCGGACUGCCCCAGAAAAUUCUAGCCCACAUUUGGGGUCUCUGUGACAUCUGCGAGAGUGGUAAACUCAAUAAGGAACAGUUCGCUCUUGCUAUGUGGCUCAUAAAACAAACACUUCGGGGUACUCAUCCACCCCAGGCACUCACCCCUGAAAUGAUGCCACCUUCUCUCCGGAAAGCCAAGGAUGCAGGUGUAGUGGAGAAUAAUAAUAUCUCGGGCUACUCCAAUCCCGAACUAGACAUGAUCAACAAGGACAUUGCGGAAUUAGCGAGAGAACGUAGAACAAUGGAGCAGGACGUUGCACAGAAGGAAGCAGACAUUAAAAUUAAAAAUGGUGAAAUUAAAAGCCUUCAAAGUGAAUUGGACACACUGGCUGCUACCCUGAAGCAGUUGGAGAAUCAGAGGGGAGAAGCCCAGAAGCGAUUAAACGAUUUGAAAGCGCAGCGCGCUGAUGUAGAAAAAGAAUUGAGUCAAGUCGAGCAGGAAAUGCGUGAGGAGCAGGAAAAGAUAUUGAAUGACGACUGUGGCUUCGGUAUUAACGAGAGCAUUCCGUGCAAGGUGGACAAACUCCGUCAACAAGCAGAAGAACAAGAAUCAGUUCUUCGCACCCAGGAAGAGGAAUUGAAUUCGAAGAGACAGGAACUGGAGGGGUUGCGCCAAGAGGAGCAACAGCUUGAGACACAGCAAAACAAAAACAGAGAUCAAUUGAAUGAGUUGUCGAAAAAUCUUCAGAACACUCAGCUACAGAUCAGUCAGGCAAAACUGAAGAUCACGCACCUGGAGGAGCAACAGAAGCAGAUGAAUGAUGCAAUUGCCAUGUACGAUUCAGCAUUAGCUGUUGGUGACCCUUCGCUGGUGUCAGAUGCAAUUCUCCAAUUGCAUCCGGAUAUUGAUGUUGUGGAGCAGAUUGAGAGUGAGAUGUCAGCGAAGGUCAAUGGAAUCAAUGAGACAGGAGAGGAUGGUUUCGCUGAGAUCAAUGGAGCUAGUGAUGGAUUUGGUCAAGAAGAUCCUUUCGCUUCUUCGAAGGCUGCUGACGCCUUUGCCAAUUCCGCGGGUGAUCCUUUUGCUAAUUUUGAUGGGAGAACCAGUGCUUCGAGUGGAUUUACCAGCGAUCCCUUCGCUGCCAAGCAGGAGGCUUAUGAUCCCUUUGGGGAUGGCAGGAGGAAUGAUAAAGUUGCAGGGGAAAGUAUACAGACGAAAGAUCCCUUUGGUGACGAUCCAUUCGCCAAUCUCCACGCCCCAACGCGUGCGGAGAGCCCGAGUCCAGCUCUUCCACCAAAGAAGGCGAAACAACCACCCCCAAGGCCUGCCCCACCUCGUCCAGCAGCUGGGCCAAAUUUAAGAGCAGCACCGGCUCCACCGACCCCAUCACCAACCCCCGACCCUUUCAGUAACACGAAUUCCGAUCCUUUCGCAGCACAAAAUGAUAACAACAAUGGAAACACUGGGUUUGGCUCCGCCAUGACUGGAUUCGCAGAUUUUGCGAAUUUCGACUCAAAGCCGGAAGUGGCCUCUCGACCUUCGAAUGCAGUUUCCCCACCCCAAAAGCUGCCAGACUUCACUGAGGAUCCAUUCAGAAACUAUCGUUACGAGGAUGUUUUCGAGAUAGAUGAUCCAUUCAAUGACGAGAUAAAUGCGAACGAAUCAAAGACAAAGGACAAAAAAGCAGAUGUUAAAUUCGAUCCUUUUGGUCUUGAGAUGACAAACGAUGGGAAAAAGCAGCCCUUCACGAGAGACUUUGAGUCUGAUUUCUCGAAGACAUUUCCUCAGCCUUUUGUCAAAUCCAAAAAUGACAAGUUCAGUUUUACACCUGAGAAAAAUAGUAAUAUCAGUAAUAAUAACUCGACAUCACCAAAACCAGUAAAUAAACCGAUCAAUUUUGAUGAAGCGUUCUCAUCGAUCAAGAGAGAACGAACAAAGAGGUCAGAUAAUGUAAGCAUUGCACAGGCAUUUAAGGACAAAUUGGGCCUGGGCCACAAUAACUUACAGAAGAGCAAGAGCAAUAAUAAUGGCAAAGUGUGGAGUGAAGAGGCUGCCUCAAUGAUCACUGGGAAUUUGACUGAGCAUCAGCAAUUGGCGUGGGCUGCGCAGCAGAGUUUGAGAGCGGAGGAGGAGAGAAAGAGGAUCAAGGAGCAGGAGGAGGCUGAUCUUGCUCUGGCAUUGAAACUCAGCAGGGAGGAGAAGUCAAGUAGUAAGUUCUAGGGAAAUGGUAGGCAUGUGGGUGAGACGAGAUUCAUUUGGAUUUACUUUUUGCGAGAUAUUUCGGAAGCUAUUCAGCAUGGCAAAUCUGUUAUUUAGAUAUACAUUAUAAAUGCAGAUAUCCUUUGCAAAAAAUGUUUCAACGGAAAAUUUACUAUUCACAAUCGAUUUUUCAGUGUUUGGGAAAAAUUUCAAACCUGAAAUCAAACCGCUGUUUGAUUUCAAUCUCGGAAUUUAUCUCGUCCAUAAGGAAAUGGGUUAUAAUAAAAAUUAUUUAAAUAAUCGACCGAAACUCGUGAAUCUGUAGUUGAUCUGUGGAUAAUUUUCGAAACCUAUUUAUAAAAGUCUAUUAUUAAUAAUUAUUUAUUGAAAUUCCACCAGCUCGUCUCACCACUCUUUUACUAAAAUGUUGAUAAAAAAAAGUUCUAGGUUCUCAUUUUUGAAAUGAUAAAUACUUUCUCGGAAAUCUGCAUAAUAUUCUUGGCUAUUGGUUUUCAUCUUGUCGAUUUAAUCGUCAACGAGUGAAGUAUUAACAGUAAAAAGUUAAGUAGACUAACCCCUGAAAUGUCUUGUUUAUCCGCCAGGAGGCAAUUUAUUCUGUAAUUCUGGAAUUUAAUGCUAUCGCCUUUCCAAAAUGAUAAGAAAUCAUGAACAAUUUAUGACGAAACGAUACAAUAACUAUAAAUAUGUAAACAAAGAUAUAAAGCACAGAAUAUAAGCAUUAUAUAAUUGAAUUUAACAAAGAUGAUUCUAAGAAUAAUGGUGAACAAUUUAUGAUGAACCAAGAUCACUAGACGACGGAUAGAACGAGAAAUUUCAAUUUUUCCAAAUUGAAAUUCAAAGGAUGAGGUAAAACGAUUCUUUCUUCAUUGUCAGCAGUGAAACAUAAAUCCCGCUUUAUUUUGAAGGAUAAACAAAUACCUUGGGAAUAGACCGUGAUUUUUGGAUUUUCAAUCUACCGAUGUCAAGAUAUUGGGGACUGAAGGGGAAUAUUUUUCUUCACAUGCGGUCUUGUUUUAUCAUUGAGCUAGUGGAACAACGUUAUGUUGGAUCUAUUGACAAUUUACGCGUAAUAAAUUCAUAUCAGAAAUAAUAUUAAGCGCGUAAUAAGCACCAUAAUCCCCCGUGCAGUUUAACAAGGAUGAUUAACGAAGUGAUUUUCACGAAUUUGUUCAUUUUGUUUUUUGUUAGAAUAAGUCUGAUAAAGGAUUAACGGGUCAUUGUUCAGUUUGAUGUAAUUCUCUCAAUAGAAUUUUGGUUUUCUCAUUGUGAGAGCCUUUUCUCAUGGUACUCGGUACGUUCCAAAGACAUAUAGUGUUCAGAGGUAUUGAAGCAAAACGAUAAUGCUCGGUCUGAGGAGAAAAAAUUAUCGAAAAACUUGAAAAAACUAUUGUUUCCAAAGAACCAUUCCCCAAAGUCGACGAAAUUAUUGCGUUUGAGGAAAAAUGCCGUAGAACAUUUUCAUAGCUAUUAAUGCUCGACAAAAAUGUUUGUGAAAUUUCGAGAACUAGACGAAAAAAUUCUUACCAUAUUGUUCGAUAAUAACUCCAUUAUUUUCAGUGAUAUUCACGAAUGAAGUAUUGAAAAACAUAUUUACCAUCGAAUAAUUUUUUCCCCAAAACCAAACAUGUCUACCGUCAUCUUCGAUAAUUAUUAAGCAUCUAUAAGACAAUUAUCUGUUAAGUACCUCCACUUACUUCAUUACCCUUCGUAAUCUACUUUAAGUUCUCCUUUAUCCUCAAGCGUCAGUCACGACCCUUCACUGUUCCCAAUCACUUACUAUUUAAUUUGUUUUCCAUUCUAGUUAAUUAGAUACGUUAACGAGUCUUUAUUACGUAUUACACAGCUGUAUCUUGACCAUGUCAUUGUUUUGUACAUAAUCGCUGUUUCCACCAAGACUCCUGAGAUUAUUUAGAUUAUUAAAUGCUGAGAAUGAAAAGUUUCAUCUCUUUAUUCAUUCAAUCACCCAAUUAUUGUUAUUUAAUUUAAAUUACCUAGUCAAUAAUGUAUUAUUGAUAUGAUUUUAAGAGGAGUGGAAUCGAGCUAAGGACGAAGGUAAUAUUAACAAACAAUUGUUAACAAUCUUUAUUAUCGCUCAACUUUAUUGAAAAGAAAAUACCUAAAGAUGCAAGAGAAUGCUAAUUGUUCACUAUUGUUACCUUUCACUUUCCCAUGCUUGAGGAAGAUGCUUUUGAAGCUUUCUUUAUGAAAAGUGUGACGAAAUUUCGUGACACAGUGAGUUUAAUUGACGUAAGUGAUGGAACGAGAUAAUUCGAGAGGAAAUAAUGAAUAAAAAAAUCAUAGCCUAAAUCAUCAGACGAUUAAACAAGUUCACAGCCAUUAAUUUGCGAAUAUCUCCAUAAAUAAUGGAUUCACCCAGAAACCACCCACGACACAAAAAACGGAGGAUUGGUAGGGCUACGAAAAACAACUUGUGACUUUUUUCAAUAAGUCUAUUGUUCAUCUAGGUGUGCAAAAAUUAAUUUACGAACAUCUGGAUUGUCUCGUUCAACCACUCAUCUAAGUAAAUCAUUACAAAUAUCUGAUGCAAACAAAGACUUUUAAUUUCUGAUUACAAACACAAGAGGAUAAAAAAAAACUAGACAAUAGAGCUCCUUGAAGAUAAUUAUGGAAGUGUUUAAAUAUGAAUUAAGUAAGAAAAUAUUGUAUUAUGUAAAGUUACGUGAGUGUACGUCUGAGAGAUUAAUAAAUAAUAAACGAAAAAAUAUAAAUAUGCUAUGAAAUAAAAGCGCUAUUCACCAUAUAAUAGAAUAGUUGAUGAAUAAAAAUAAUUAAUAACGAAUACGUGUGUCCAAAAAAAAAUAAUAAAUGAGAGUUAUGAUGAGUAGGAAUUAAAGAGCUCUUAUACACCAUGAAAAAUGUGUAAUGUUAAUUAGUCUAAAUCAACGAGUAUUUCAUACGUGUUUACGACUGAUGACUGAUGGCAUUAAAGAGACAAAAAGAGGAUUAAUAUAAAUUUCUAAUGAAUUGAGAAAAUUUAUGAGAACAAAUGGUGAAUAAAUCAUUGAAAUGAAGCAUUCAUUAUGUGAAUUUUGAGGUGUGCAUUGUUGUUAUGUUAGUAGUUGUCAUCUUUCGAUCAUUCAUUAAUGCCAUAAUUCAGCGUUUCAUAUUAAUGAUAAUGUCACGUAUCAAGAUGACCAUAGAAGUGUAAUGAAAAAUAAAAUGAUUAUUGAUUGAAGUAAAUAAAAUGAAUAUGGAAAUUCAA